Suncus etruscus (white-toothed pygmy shrew) is the source of this 1118-nucleotide messenger RNA. RefSeq names its product tumor protein p53 inducible protein 11 (gene TP53I11). The coding region runs from base 257 to 826 and encodes 189 amino acids. Lineage: Eukaryota; Metazoa; Chordata; Mammalia; Eulipotyphla; Soricidae. The record is from RefSeq and is a predicted model, not a curated record. The transcript is spliced from 8 exons.
AGCACGUCCGCGCAGGGAGCCCAGCGCAGUCCAGCUAGCCCGGCCCUUGUCCUGGCCCUGCCCGGCGAGGGGUUCGCACCAUGCCAGGCGCCCGAGGGUCCCCCGCAAGCCAGCUCCGUGCCCGCCUGCGCUAGGAACCUGUGUCCUGCCCACUGAAAGUGUGGUUGCUGCAGUCGAGCGUGGCUCAUCUCUACUUUUCCAUCGACCUACGUAGUGCCAACCCCUGGCCCAGGGACAGGCUCCAGGUUGGGUCGAGAUGGCAGCCACACCACCCCCGCCGCUCAUGAAGAAGCACAGCCAGACAGACCUCGUGAGCCGCCUGAAGACCCGCAAGAUACUCGGCGUGGGUGGGGAGGACGACGAAGGGGAGGUGCACCGCUCCAAGAUUAGCCAAGUCCUGGGUAAUGAGACCAAGUUCGCUGUUCGGGAGCCUUUGGGGCUCAGGGUCUGGCAGUUCGUGUCCGCUGUGCUCUUCUCCGGCAUUGCCAUCAUGGCCCUUGCAGUCCCUGACCAGCUCUAUGAUGCCGUCUUUGAUGGAGUCCAGGUGACCAGCAAGACUCCCAUUCGCCUCUAUGGAGGAGCUCUUCUCAGCAUCUCCCUGAUCAUGUGGAAUGCACUCUACACCGCCGAGAAGGUCAUCAUUCGAUGGAGUCUGCUCACGGAAGCCUGCUACUUUGGAGUCCAGUUCUUGGUGGUCACCGCCACGCUGGCCGAGACGGGCCUGGUAUCCCUGGGUGUCCUGCUGCUCCUCGCCAGCCGACUCCUCUUCGUGGCCAUCAGUGUGUACUACUACUACCAAGUGGGCCGGAGACCCAAGAAAAUCUAGAGUCCCCCGCGGCGGCAGUAGCCUCACUUUCCCUUCGGUUCCUGGAAGGCAGAAGGGGCCCUGCCCCUGUGUCGGGGACUCCCCUACACCCGCCCCCUGUACACCUGUGCUCCCACCUCCUUGGGCUUUCAGGUUGGAGAUCUGGGUAGGGGCAGGAUGGGCCCUACAUCCCCUUUCUUCACCGCAGACUGUGACGCUGCCUUUUGUGGGGUGUCUUGGGACAAGCUGCUGUACUGGGGGCCAGCAUCGGUCCAACAUGCCCCUCUCCUGAAGUGUGGCUGCCCCCACCCCC